Molecule: messenger RNA, 2000 nt
Organism: Gossypium arboreum
Lineage: Eukaryota; Viridiplantae; Streptophyta; Magnoliopsida; Malvales; Malvaceae
Product: guard cell S-type anion channel SLAC1
Exons: 3
Coding region: 93-1778 (561 amino acids)
Biological process (GO): stomatal closure; intracellular monoatomic ion homeostasis; transmembrane transport
Cellular component (GO): membrane
Molecular function (GO): voltage-gated monoatomic anion channel activity
Source: RefSeq, a predicted model, not a curated record
UGUUUAUAUUCCAUACCUCUACAAAGAUGAUUCAAACUUUGGGUUUGCAUGCUUAAUUUCAUUUGUUGAAUCUUGGAAUCAAGAAACAAAAAAUGAACAAUGGCGCAAGUGCAACUUCUCCUCAUAAUUCAUUUCAAACUCAUUUUCUUGACAUCCAUGAAGUUUUACCUGAAGAUGAAGAAGAAGAAGGGGUGAUCAAAAUGGAAGAUAAUAAACUGACCAGCAGCAAAAAGGGUUUACAGAAGCCUGUUAAACUUCGAGAAUUAAAGAGGCCACAAAGGAGUUUUAACAGGCAAGUGUCAUUAGAGACUGGGUUUUCUGUUCUGGGCGUGGAGUCUAAAGCUAAAGAUGAAAAGAAGGUUCUUUGGAGAAGUGGUCGUAGUUUUGGAGGUUUUGAUUCUGCAAACAGGGUUGGUGCGGAGGCAAGGAAAGGAGACUUUAACAUCUUCAGGACCAAGUCGACUCUCAGUAAGCAGAAUUCCCUAUUGCCUACAAGAAAAGAGAAAGAAAUGGAGACUCAAAGAGCCGAAGGUGCCACUGGCCUUAACGAGCCUGUUAACAAAAGUGUUCCUGUUGGAAGAUACUUCGAUGCUCUUAGAGGACCUGAAUUAGACCAAGUCAAGGACUCUGAGGACAUUCUCCUUCCAAAAGAUGAGAUAUGGCCUUUUCUCCUUCGUUUCCCAAUUAAUUGCUUUGGUAUUUGUCUUGGACUUAGCAGCCAAGCUGUUCUAUGGCGUGCCCUAUCAACUAGUCCGGCUACCAAGUUUCUCCACGUUACACCAUUCAUCAAUCUUUCCCUCUGGUUAUUAGCGCUGGCAACGCUCAUCUCAGUCUCCGUCACCUACUUGCUCAAAUGCAUUCACUACUUUGAAGCUGUUAAAAGAGAAUACUUCCAUCCUGUCAGAGUCAAUUUCUUUUUUGCUCCAUGGGUUGUAUGCAUGUUCCUCGCCAUUGGUUUACCACCAAUGCUAGAACCUGCAAAACUACACCCUGCCAUUUGGUGUGCUUUCAUGGGACCUUAUUUCUUUCUCGAGCUCAAAAUUUAUGGUCAAUGGCUUUCUGGUGGUAAGAGACGUCUUUGUAAGGUGGCAAACCCAUCUUCCCAUCUUUCUGUAGUUGGAAACUUCGUUGGAGCAAUCUUAGCAUCAAAAGUAGGAUGGAUAGAAGCUGCCAAGUUCUUAUGGUCUAUUGGCUUUGCACAUUAUAUUGUGGUGUUUGUGACAUUGUAUCAAAGAUUACCAACAAGUGAAGCUUUGCCUAAAGAGUUACACCCUGUGUACUCCAUGUUUAUAGCAGCCCCAUCAGCUGCUAGUAUUGCUUGGGGAAGCAUUUAUAGUGAGUUUGAUGGCUGUUCCAGGACAUGCUUUUUCAUUGCUUUGUUCCUCUAUAUUUCACUAGUCGUGAGGAUCAACUUCUUCACAGGAUUCAGGUUCUCCGUAGCAUGGUGGUCAUACACCUUCCCGAUGACGACUGCGUCGGUAGCGACAAUCAAGUAUGCCGAGCAGGUUCCUUCUGUUUUAAGCAAAGGGCUUGCUCUCUGUCUUUCAUUCAUGUCAUCAACAAUGGUUUCUGUAUUAUUUGUGUCUACCCUUCUUCAUGCCUUCUUCUGGAACACAUUGUUUCCCAACGAUCUCGCCAUUGCUAUAACAAAGAAAAGACUUGUCAAAGAAAAGAAGCCCUUCAAAAAGGCUUAUGAUAUAAAACGCUGGACGAAGCAGGCCCUAACCAAGAACAACUCUGGGGACAAAGAAUUCAAUGGAGAGAAUAAAGUAGUCUAGCAGGAGAUAGAGGGCACUGCAGUCCAGAUGCUGGGAUUUGACCGUUAUUAUCCCAUAUUUUAUUGGAAUCAAGUAUGAAAUGUAAACAAUCAAAUAGUUCAAGGAUGACAAUAUAUUUUAGUCAGUUCUACAGAUAAUACUUUGUCAUUUCAUAAAUAUUUAUGGCUUUAGUGAUGCCAUAUAGCCAAGGUUUUGUGAAGAAACUCAGUAAUUAGUUUGCAA